UCCCAUUAGCGACGACGACAGCUUCGAUCCUUGUCCCACUGUCAGUCGGUUCCCAAUGCCACGCAACUCGGUGGAACCAUUUCAAGAACCCCUAUACCGUCAUACCUUCGAUGGCAGCAGACAGAAUCAGGAUGUGCUCUCACCCUGUAGUAACCAGGACGAUGAAUAUCAAUGUUGCAACUUGCCGGAGUGCCCGAAUAAUAGUCCUUCUCUUCAGAUGACCAACGAUACGACUUCGCUACAUAUUCCACUAAAUUCUUUACGUCACUUUCAACCUCUACUCAACCUAUCUCAGCAUUCCCGACGUAAUGUCCAACGAUCCCAAAGCGUUCCCAGGCACAAUUACAGAAAUGCUAAAUCUACUAAUCAUAAUACUACCCACAACUCCUCGGCCAAAAGGAUCAAACAGCAAACACCGUGUGAGUUGAGUGUACCAAGCGGAAACCGAUGUCCCACCGAUCAAAGCUAUAGAUAUGAUAUGGAUAACAGCUGCAGGAAUAACACCUCAUAUGAUUGGAAUGAUAGCUCUGAAGUUGGCAUGAACUAUGGAGAGUUCCAAAGACGUCAAUUGCUGUUGCAAAAAAUUCAACAGCAGCAGUAUCAGCAAAAGCAGGCCAGACAGCAGAAUCAAUCGAAAAUUUCUUGGUUGGAAGAUGACGAGCCAAUUGCAUUCGAACCCGAUCUCAAUAGCACGAGAAUAGAUCGCGAUGAAUGUCACCUGCAAUCCCGCCUUCAACCAAAACCAAAUGGUCAGAUGUGCAACUCCUGCCAGCAACAAAGUGUGACACGAUCGAUCCUUGAGUGCGAUAAACCACCAGAAAUGAAACGUAAUCCAACGCAGUACGAAAUGGAAAUUAAUGAAACUAGCUAUUUUCAGCCACCAGAGGCUCUGCGAAACGCUAGAAGUAGACCACAAACGAACCCGAAUCUUAGAAACUCACAAGAUAUUUACCCAGAUGCCUCUAUGAAUCAGACACCGAGCUGUCAACAAUCCAUGAGUAAGAAUCUGAAGUCCUUCUCGGAUCCACCCAAAAGUCAAUAUGGUUGCUGUAGUCGUGGCCCUACUGUCGGUGGCAAAAUAAUGGAAGAUAGCCAAAACUGUACCUGUAGUGGUGGUACGUCUGCCUCCAGAAAUCAAACCACUUUGGAAAUGUCUCAAUUAUUGUUGGGGAGGUCGGGCUUGAAUCAAACUUCAUUGGAAAGAACCAAGCGAAAUACUUCUUUGGGAGGACGUUCCAUGCGAAUGCCCAUUGAAACACCUGAGGAUCGUUUGGUGGAGCGCAUUCAGAACGAGUUUCACGAGACCUUGGUCAAGGAUCGCUUUUGUCCUGGCAUCAUACAAGCCAGUCUCGAUGGAAGUGAGGACUUCAACGAGUACUCCAGGGAGAUUGCAUUUGCAGGACCCGUUCCUGAGCAACCAUAUCCGGUGGAUCCCAUCACCAUGAUAGAGGCCAUAAAGCUACGCAUCGACCACGAGCGCAAAGAGAUCCGCAAGAAAAAGGAUCGGAAUGAGGAGCGGAAUGGAGACUUGAUAAAUCAAUCAAAAGAGGGAAGGUCAUCAAGAAGACGGCCAACAAUUACUGAGGACAUUGAUGUUCAUUUUAAACCGAAAAAUAGGUCGGAAGUCAAUGAGGGUGUGGCUGCCUUUCUGAAAGCCGAGACCGAGUAUCAAAAGACUAGUGUGGGAAAAGAUGCCGCCUUUGAUGCCCAUAUCAAUCGUUUUGAAAGUAAUCUCUUUGAUGAAAAAAUUAAAGUCCAUUCCUACACAGCCACAACAAAGCCCACCAAUCGGUAGAUUUAAAUGGAUUCUCAAUCGGAAAAAUGCAUUUAUGCAGCUCACUGGAGUUCAUUUUGCACACAUAUUUUUCAAUGAAUGUAGUGUGUUUUGUAUAAAUCGAGGUAAAAGAGGAAUUAUUUAUUCAUUUUUGCAACUGAACCAUGCUAAAUGCCGACAGAAGUCAACAUAAUAAAGUUUCAAAAAAGUCCCUAAGUAAUCUAGAAA
Molecule: messenger RNA, 2002 nt
Organism: Drosophila teissieri
Lineage: Eukaryota; Metazoa; Arthropoda; Insecta; Diptera; Drosophilidae
Exons: 12
Coding region: 56-1795 (579 amino acids)
Source: RefSeq, a predicted model, not a curated record